This is a messenger RNA of Osmia bicornis bicornis, 1572 nucleotides long. Its product is annotated as probable plastidic glucose transporter 2. Gene Ontology annotation, biological process: transmembrane transport. Gene Ontology annotation, molecular function: transmembrane transporter activity. Gene Ontology annotation, cellular component: membrane. The transcript is spliced from 10 exons. The record is from RefSeq and is a predicted model, not a curated record. Lineage: Eukaryota; Metazoa; Arthropoda; Insecta; Hymenoptera; Megachilidae. Bases 1 to 1572 code for a protein of 523 amino acids.
AUGGUGUUAACAGCUUUUAAUCAAAUUAAUGUCAUAAGUGUUUCUUCAAUUGAAAAAGAAAACGAGAAUUUCAUUAUUAUUCCAGGAUGGGGAAUCUGUCAUUAUUCCAUCAUUGGAAUAUGUGGCAUGUGUAAAUUCGCAGAAGCUUGUGUGCUUUCAAUUAUCCUAGUUGUGGUUCCACUUUUGGCAUGUGAUUUAAGUUUACCUACAGGUCAAGCAAUUGCUGUACAUGCUGUAUUAACCUUUGGUAUGGUUAUAGGAGCCUUUCUAUUUGGAGCAAUAAUUGAUGCAUAUGGACGGAAAAGAUCAAUUUCUCUAACUUUAAUCGUUAUAUUUUGUUCUACGAUUACCUUAUCCUUUGCACAAGCUCCUUUCUUAAUAAACUUAUCGCUAUUCGUGCUUGGAACAGGAUUAGCCGGUAACGAUGUGGUUUUAAAAGUCUAUUUAAUUGAACUUUUGCCCAUGAAACAACGAGGCUCCUCCUUAGCUGUCUUGGACAUAUUUGGAAUCAUUGGUUACAUAGCAGCUUUGGGAUUUUCAUGGUUGCUUAUGCCUUCCAUCCUACACUUUCAAGAUAACAAGUUUCGACCAAAUUCUUGGCGGAUACUUGCUGGAAUAGGUGGUGUGCCGAAUUUAAUCAUGGCAUGUGCAGUUAGUUUAUUACCAGCAAGUCCCAGAUACAUGCUUUAUCGUCAACGUCAGGAAGAAACACUCGCAAUACUUCAACAGAUGUACGCAAUUAAUACAUCGAAACAUGCUAAUACUUAUCCAGUACGACAAUUUUAUAUUAAUAAUUCUUCGUUGUUAAUUUUAUACAAAAUCAAUUUCGAUAAUUGUGUGCGAUCAGAUGAAUGGAACGAGAUUGAGAAGAAUGGUAUUUUUAAAACAAUAGAGAUAUUUUGUCUGAAGACGUAUAAACGUGUUGGAAAUAUAUUUGAAACACCAUUCGCACGUAUUACCAUAUUGGCAAUUAUUAUUAGUUGUCUGCAAUUUCCUGGACUCGCUUGGUUCGCACUAUGGAAAACUCAAUUACUCGAAGGAAUGGAAAAUUUGGAUAAAUCCAAAGAAAAUAAUUGUACUAUCGAUAUACAGAAUAUGGUAAUGGGAUUUUUACACAAUUGUCAGGAAAUAAAUAUCGAUCGUUUCGAACUUCUUUUGUAUCUAUCUUUGAGCUACAUACUAGCGGAGAUUUUACUGGUAAUUGGAAUCGACAGUGUCGGCAGAAAAAUAUUUCUUGUAUUUUCGGGAUUAAUAGGAGCUGCAACAUGUCUUGCUUUAGUAUUUACAGUUCACCAUGUAAUGCAACUCGUUCUUUCAAUGACUACUCUAGCAACGUAUGCCAUUUGCAAUACAUCAACCACAAUAUUAAUAUUGGAGAAUUAUUUUACUGGUAUAAGAGGUACUGCUAUCGGAUUUACAAGAAUACUCCCACAUUUUCUCGACUUUUUUACAAAACUCUUUUUAAACGUACACUGUUUCCACAGUAUCUUCUUCGUAUCAGGAAUGCUACUGAGUGUAGCGGUUGUUGGAUUGCAAAUGCCUGACCUAACCCGGUUACCGAUGCAGGAAUAG